Molecule: messenger RNA, 3307 nt
Organism: Corythoichthys intestinalis (scribbled pipefish)
Lineage: Eukaryota; Metazoa; Chordata; Actinopteri; Syngnathiformes; Syngnathidae
Gene: cpe
Product: carboxypeptidase E
Exons: 9
Coding region: 108-1454 (448 amino acids)
Biological process (GO): peptide metabolic process; protein processing
Molecular function (GO): metallocarboxypeptidase activity; zinc ion binding
Source: RefSeq, a predicted model, not a curated record
UUGACGCUUCCCACUCAGGUACGCAUCCUUGAAGACUUUCGGGCAGCGCAUCGAGCGAGGCCAACAUCCGUCUUCUCUUUUCUUUUCUUCUUCCGAUCACUCCAGCGAUGGCCGCCAAGUUUGCUUUACUGCUGCUGCUGCAGCUGGCUCUCACGUCGGCGGACGACAUGUCGAUGGAGUACCACCGCUACGACGAGCUGCGGAAGGCGCUGGUGUCCGUGUGGCUGCAGUGUCCCACCAUCGCGCGCAUCUACACCGUCGGCGAGAGCGUCGAGGGCCGCGAGCUCCUCGUGCUGGAGAUGUCCGACAACCCCGGCAAGCACGAAGCGGGCGAACCCGAGUUCAAGUACGUGGCCAACAUGCACGGCAACGAAGCGGUGGGCCGGGAACUCCUGGUCUACUUGGCGCAGUACCUGUGCGACCAGUACCAACGGGGGAACCAGACCGUGGUGGACCUCAUCCACAACACACGAGUACACCUCAUGCCCUCCAUGAACCCCGACGGCUUCGAGAAAGCCGCCUCGCAGUCCGGCGAGAUCAAGGACUGGUUCGUGGGCCGCACCAACGCGCAGGGGGUGGACCUGAACCGCAACUUCCCCGACCUGGACAGGAUCGCCUACAUCAACGAGCGAGAAGGCGGAGCCAACAAUCAUCUGCUGCAAAACAUCAAGAAGUCGGUGGAUGAAAACACCAAGCUGGCACCGGAGACCAAAGCGGUGAUCCGCUGGAUCAUGGACGUCCCCUUUGUCCUGUCGGCCAACCUUCACGGGGGCGACGUGGUGGCCAAUUACCCGUACGACGAAACCCGCACAGGCUCGGCCCACGAGUACAGCGCCAGCCCAGACGACGCUCUCUUCAAGUCGCUCGCCAAGGCCUACUCCUCCUUCAACCCCGUCAUGUCGGACCCGGGGCGGGCUCCUUGCCGCCAGAGCGACGACGACGCCAGCUUCAAGGACGGCGUCACCAACGGGGGGGCCUGGUACAGCGUACCGGGGGGAAUGCAAGACUUCAACUACCUGAGCAGCAACUGCUUCGAGAUCACGCUGGAGCUGAGCUGCGACAAAUUCCCCGCCGAGGACACGCUCAAGAGCUACUGGGAGCAGAACCAAGACUCCCUGGUUAACUACAUACAGCAGGUUCAUCGCGGUGUCAAGGGCUUCGUGCGAGACCUGCAGGGCAACGCCAUCAGCAACGCCACCAUCUCGGUGGAAGGCAUCGACCACGACGUCACCACAGCCAAAGACGGCGACUACUGGCGCCUGCUGAUUCCUGGCAACUACAAAGUGGCGGCAUCGGCUCCGGGAUACUUGAGCGUCAUCAAGAAAGUGGCCGUCGCCUACAGCCCCGCCACCAGGGUGGACUUUGAGCUGGAGUCUCUGAUGGAACGAAAGGAGGAGGAGCGCGAGGAGCUGAUGGAUUGGUGGAAGAUGAUGUCGGAGACGCUCAACUUCUAAAACUCCUUUUCUUCCUUUUUUCGUCGUCGUCAUCGUUGUUCAUCGUGAGUGGUAACCACAGCAACCCGCCAUGUGAUAGGAAAGCGGGACCACCCACCCCCAAAAAGGAUUGCAGCACAGCUUGACUUUCAGCACACGUAUAAAUAUAUUCAUUGUAUAUAUAUAUAAAUAUAUAUUGGAGCGUAUUUAUCCAGCUAAGUAUAACCAGAAAUGUUUGUGUGUUUUGGGCCUGAAUUGACAUUUAACGUAGACAUCAAAAAGCACCCAUACUACAAAAUAAUCAUCAAAUAUAGAUGUAUUAUAUUCCAAUGAAAAAUACAACUAACCAGUGCUGCAACGAUUAAUCUAACUGUAGCAAUUGAAACACAAAAAAGCUUCAAAUUAAAUUUUGCUGCUUCGAGUAUUCGUUUAAUUAAAGUGGCAUUGUAAUGGUUUGUUUUGACAGUGAAUAUGACAUAACUCAUUUAACAUGGCUGAAUCCAGCUGCUCCCUGUUAAGACCAACAUAAGUUUUUGCUAGAGCUAAUGUUUUUUUUUUUAUUGCAUUCGUAAUUUAAUUUAUAGGUUUAUUUAGCUGUUUUUGGUGGGAAUAUGCUUUUGAACGCUUUGUUAAGAGCAUUGUAAAAAAAAAAAAAAAAAAAAAAAAAAAGUUAGCAUUUUAUAGCAUUUAAGCUAGCGGACGUUUGCUAUGCAAUUUGGCAUAUUGUUUUUUUGUUGUAUUUAGGUCCUCAAUCAUUUAUUUUUUUUAAAAUACCAUUUUAGGCUAAAAUCAGGUAUUUAAAUUUUUUAUAUUCCUAAUCCGAUUACUCGAUUAUUCGAACUAUUUCAUAGAUUAAUCGACUACUAAAAUAAUCGAUAGCUGCAGCCCUACAAAUAACAGCAAAAUAAAAAAAAUAAGGAAAACGGAUUAGAACAUUUUUUUGAAAAGGAGGAAUUUAUACUGUCAUUAAAUGCCUCCAUUUUUAAUAUUUUUGAAUUUGAGGAAUUUCUCAUUUUUAGCUGUAUUUUUCAAUCGGCAUUUUCUAUUUUUUAUGAAUACUAUUUUGAUGUAUCCCUCCUAUGCUUGAUGUUAACUCAUCAUCUGCCAUGAUGGUGCAAGAUGUCCAAUCCGUUUGAAGUGGGAGGUUUGGCACUGAUUCUAAUACUAAAACUCGGUUAAAAUAAUGAACUGCAAGAUUCAUACUUCUUGGUUAAAAUUUGUUUCCAUUUUGCCCAAAACAUUGCAUUUGUAGUCCAACGUGAUUACAUCUGGUCAAAAAUGGCCAAAUUCUGAUCUAAAAUUUUGGUCUUUUUUUUUUUAAAAUAACAUUUUUUGUGUGCCAAUGCUUUAUUUUUGGUACAAAGAGAUUAUUUUGGGGUGCCCAAAAUGGUUGAUAAAAGGUCAAAAAUGCCCAAAUUCUGAGCUAAUAUUCAGGUAAAAUUUGGUUUAUGUUUGGUAUUAUUGAUUUUUUUUUUUUUUGUGCCAAUGGUUCCUUUAUCAUUAUUUUGGGAUUCCAAAUGGUUGAUAAAUAGGCAAAAAAAUGGCCAAAUUCUGUGCUAAAAUUGUCAAAAUUGGUUUAUGUUUGGUAUUAUUAUUUAUUUAUUUAUGUAUUGUGUGUGUGUGUGGGUGCCAAUGAUUCAAUUUUAAUUUCUUAGUCCAAAAUGAUUCGUUUUGACGGAAGUACGAUUGCACGUCUAGCACGGUCAUUGGCACCGAAAGUGUUACAUGUCAAUUCAGGCAGGAUGUUUGAAAGCUCCUUUCAUUUCAUCUGAAUGUGAAUUUGAAAUGUCCCGUCAUAUUUUACGCGGAAUGUGGAAAAAUGGAUGUACCUAUCGAAACAAUUCAGUAAUAAAACUCCCUCUUCAUGUUGUCAA